AUUGUUUUGUUACAACUCUAGUAGGCAGAGGUGUUGCUUGCCGAUAUUCCAUAUAAAUAAUUGUUAUUGCUUUAAAUCCCAGACUGAGAUUGGUAUUUUAAAUCGACAGAGGAUAUUAUUCAUUUAAAUUAUCAGCUAAGAUUUAUUUAAUGACAUGUGAUAGCGCUGAAAUAUCAAACGUCAUAAGUGACGAUAAACAAAGAUGCCGUACUAUAACAGUGGCCACAGUUCCUCACCCUAUUCCAAAGAUGUGCCAAGUGGACCAUCGAAUUCAUCUGGAAGUCGUAGUGGCGGAACGGAGCCGACCUACAUGAUGGAGCACUUGGCCACUUUCACAGUCACUAAAGACACCGGAAUAGUCUACCCGGCUGACGGCAUGCGUCGUCUUCUUCAGUUGGAGAAGAGCAAUGGUAUCUGGAGCCAAAAAAUGCAGCUACGUCUCGAGCGUAAUUGGGUUUUAAUAAUGGACAACGAAACCGGGGCGGUUAUGGAACGAUUUCCAGCAGCCUUGAUCCAAGAACCAACGGCCUUUACGUCACGAGACCCAAUGGAGAUGUACAACAACAUUCUGGUGUUCACCGUGGGAGAUGACAGUGGUUCUGGGCAGCGCGCAGAGAUGCAUAUCUUCCAGUGCCAAAGUAUAUCCGCUCAGGACUUGGUCGAGGAUUUAAAGAUGCUACAAAUGGGAAAAUUAGUCCCCGGAGGUUCGCCACGUGGUCCCAGAGGACAGAUACCUCCUCCACCGGCUCUACCGCCUCCAGAACCACCGCUCAAUGGCGUCAAUGUUCGUGAGCAGGUCUCAGCAUUCAAUGCCAAUGGUCCAAAUGAUCGCGAAGAAAACAACGAUGAAGUAUCAUCAACAUCGUCUGAAAAGUACGAGCGUGAUGUGACGAUUCUCAACCACUGUUUCGACGACAUAGAAAAAUUCAUCGCGCGGCUACAACACGCAGCAGCAGCCUCUCGCGAACUGGAAAGAAGACGUCGCAAUCGCAAGAGCAAGAAGCGGAAUUUGGGCGACGGAAUGUUGACCAUGCGAGCAAAGCCACCUCCAGAAAUAGAGUUCAUUGACAUUUUUCAGAAAUUCAAGCUGUCGUUCAACUUACUCGCCAAGUUAAAAGCUCAUAUCCACGAUCCAAACGCUCCAGAGCUAGUGCAUUUCCUUUUUACACCUCUGGCGCUGAUCGUCGACGCUUCUCACGAUACCAACUACGACACGAAUCUACCCAGCAAAGUGGUGUCGCCAUUGCUGACCCGCGAGGCGGUUAAUUUACUGAUAAACUGUGUCACCAGUAAGGAAACGGAGCUGUGGCACUCGCUGGGCGACACUUGGUUAGUCCCUCGCGAUCAGUGGAAAGGCCACGUCCCGCCGUACCACCCGAUCUUCAUGGACGGCUGGUCCCCGGAGUAUCCCAUCCCAGAAGACCGCGACCACGAUCAUCUGGCCUCGCUGCUCAAUGCAGACAAGCAGAAGCGCGACGAGAUUCCCGAGCAGCAGACGGAUAAUUAUUAUAACCAUCGCGACGUCGAAGAGUCUCACUACAGCAGCGACUACCUGGAGUACGAGAGCCGCGAAGAGCGUGGUAACGAUUACUUUGACAGAAAUUACGGCCCUGGGUCGGAGCUGUACAGCAGAGAAGACCGGGAAAGAGUCGAUCAGACGCGAGCUCACAGCGACAUUUCUGUCGACUCGAUUGAACGCGGACCUCGCGGAACUCCUGCGACUGAUCGCGCUCAAGAGGCUUGGCUCGACGACUUGCUGGCCAAGGGGGCCAAAAUCGUCCAGGUCACUUACCCGCGCACCGCAAAUAAUGACAAGGAGUUGACUGUGGUCAGGGGAGAGUAUCUGGAGGUCCUGGAUGACACCAGGAAUUGGUGGAAGGCCAGGAAUUCCAGGGGACAGGUCGCUCAUGUUCCUCACACGAUUGUCGCUCCACAUAAUCAAGCCCACGCUGGGGAUAAUGAUGUCUUCAACAACCCGCUCUACACCUCGAGAUACCAGAGACAAGGACACGGUUAUAAUUAUGAGGAUUCAGAGAUUGAAGGAACUAGUACUAGUCCUGGACCGGAAGCGACUCACAGACCUCACACUAUUCCUCCACCCGCACCUGCCGACUGGGUGCGAAAAGAACGUCUAGGUAAAAAAGCUUUUUUCGCUUCCUGUUCUUGUUUAAAAGCUAUCUUCAUCAAAGAAGAGCCUAAAGAAGAAAAGAAGAAAAAAAAAAAUCAUGGAACAGUUCCUCCCCCUCCACCAUUACCUUCUCCUUCAGCACCGGAAGUAAGUUCAAUCAGUUCCAGCAAAAGUGGUACUAUGAAAAGUAAUUCUUCUUAUACUGAAGAAAAUGGUAAAGAUCAAAUGCACAAAGAGUUGAAGUAUGUGUUAACACUUUUCCGGGACAAGAAGAAAAAUCUCGACGUUGUGAAGACACCUGAAAUUUUUAUUGAUCAGGAAUCGACGCCCAGCGAAGUUCAGAACUGGCUUUCUGCUAAAGGUUUCUCUGAUAAAAUAUGCAGGCAGUUAAAAGACAUGACUGGCUCAGAGUUAUUCAGUCUAACGAAAAGACAAUUGGAACAGUACUGCGGUCUAGUUGAAGGAAGAAGAUUAGAUGGGCAGUUAACGCUUUCGCGAAAUGCUUCAGGCUAUCACACAGCAAGAACUCAUGAAUUGAAACAAAUACUCGAGAAAGCAAGGAAGAAAGUUGAAGAAACUAGCAUUGAAGACUAGAAUCCUCUGAAUAAAUAUUUUUAUAAGAUUAUUUUCUUAAAGACACACAAGACUGGUGUCAGAAAAUAUAUAUUAGUUGAUUAGUUAUAAUUAUAAUUAUAG
Molecule: messenger RNA, 2824 nt
Organism: Cotesia glomerata
Lineage: Eukaryota; Metazoa; Arthropoda; Insecta; Hymenoptera; Braconidae
Product: epidermal growth factor receptor kinase substrate 8-like protein 2
Exons: 11
Coding region: 203-2722 (839 amino acids)
Biological process (GO): Rho protein signal transduction; regulation of Rho protein signal transduction
Cellular component (GO): plasma membrane
Molecular function (GO): actin binding
Source: RefSeq, a predicted model, not a curated record